UUUCAUUUGGGUCUAGAGGUGUUUAGAUCUGGAACAUUUUAUAGACUCAUAAAAUUGUUGCUAUAACCACACUAUAGUCGUUCUAUAGUGUUUGCCCCAGAUAACAUAUCUAAGACAAUUUAAAUUUCGGAAAUCUCGGCUCCAUAGGGCCAUCCACAUAAUUUAGCUGACAUUUUCACAGAAGAGACCAGCCAGCAUGGACACCUACAGAUUCGGAACGGUUGACUACACGGUCUUCCUGGGCGUGACCAUACUAUCCAUCGCCAUAGGAUUGUAUUUCGGUUGGAUUAAAAAAACCAAAAAGGAGAUGGAAUCCAGCCCAGCGGAUACCCCGGAGAUAUCCAUUCCGAACUUCGGAUCGAAAAAGAUGAACGAGUAUCUGAUGGGUUCGGGCCAUCUGAAGGUUUUCCCAGUGGCAAUGAGCCUGAUAGCGAGUUUCAUUUCGGGCGUUGCAAUACUGGGAAAUCCUUCCGAGAUAUACUACUAUGGAACCCAAUAUUCCCUGAUUGUCCUAGCAAUUGUCAUCCAAGGAUUGGCUGUUUCAUACAUCUACUUGCCCGUGUUUUCGGCCCUUCAAGUGCGGUCAUCCUAUGAGUACUUGGGAAUGCGCUUUCAUCCGCUUAUACGGAAUAUAGUAUCAAUAAUGUUUGUCAUCGAAGUGCUACUUUAUACGCCUUUUGUGGUCUUUGUGCCAGCCCUCGCAUUGAAUCAGGCUUCCGGUCUAAAUAUUCACAUGAUAGAGGUGCUGAUCAUUGUGGUGUGCGUUAUAUACACUCUAUUGGGCGGUCUCAAGGCAGUGGUGCAUACGGACAUCUGGCAGGUGGUUAUCAUGUUUGCCUCCGUUGUGGUUGUGGCCAUUCUGGCCACCUGCUACAUCACCGACCUAGAUGACUUCUUCGAAAGCCUGGUGGACGGCGGACGCCUCAUAUUUGGCAACAUCAAUCCCUCGCCGUAUGUGCGCAAUACGGUUUGGAGCGUGGUGAUCGGCGGCGCUUUCUACUGGACCUCGAUUACGGCGGUGCACCAGACUAUGGUGCAUCGCUACAUGUCCUUGCCCAACUUAAAAAUGGCCAGGACUUCCAUUGCCUUUUUUGUCCUCGGAUCGAUCAUCUUUUACUCGGUUCUCAGCUUCUUGGGACUGCUCAUCUUUAACAUGUACAAGGACUGUGAUCCAUUGAGUGCUGGACAAAUCAUGAAUAACGAUCAGCUGGUGCCCCUCUUCGUGGUCCAGAGUGUCGGUCACAUCUAUGGAAUCCCAGGGCUUUUCAUAGCCGGUAUUUUUGGAGCUGGCCUGAGUUCGCUUUCCGUGUUCCUAAACUCCACCUCCUUGGUCAUCCUGCAGGACAUAGUCCGUGGCUGUUUCAAGAUGCAGCCGGGCGAAACUGCAUCCGCGAUUAUCGUUAAAGCCACAAUCGUGAUCAUGGGCGCAUUGGUAUUCGGUGAGGUGCUUCUGCUGGAGAAAGUGAGUGGCAUCCUGAGCAUCUGCAUGUCCCUGGUGGCCAUCGCAACUAGUUCCACCUUCGGCAUAUUUACCCUGGCAGUGCUGGUUCCCUGGGCGAAUACAGUGGGCACUGCGGUGGGCGGAAUCGCUGGCUUCCUCCUGACCGGAUGGAUAACUUUCGGGUCGCAAAUUGCGGCGGCAUCCGGACAACUGCAUCACCAUCGGCUUCCUGUGUCCGUGGCAAGUUGCCCCGGUAAUGUGACUGCUCGCGAAAAUGUUUGGGUGGACGAGGAGCAGGUGUUUCCACUUUUCCGACUCUCAUUCCACUGGAUAAACCCAAUUGGGGCACUUACGGUUGUCGUUGUGGGUUCUCUGGUCUCUCUGGUGACCAAACCCACGGAUAUCAAGAGCCUCGACUCGGAUUUGAUAUCUCCAGUGAUCCACAGAUUCCUUCCAAAAGAAUGCUUUAAACAACGCAAUCUUGAUAAAAGUGAGGCAACCGAUAUUUACACUAUCACCUAAAAUUAGCUUUUAUAUUGUUUAUAAAAGUAAUGAAUGUGGAAAACGUGUGUUCCAUAAAAUAUUCCGCUGACCUAAUUUAUGUGACACUUUCGAUUUCAAACAUAAAACGCUAUAAUUCUAUUUAUAGAUUU
This is a messenger RNA of Drosophila melanogaster (fruit fly), 2094 nucleotides long. RefSeq lists its product as uncharacterized. Gene Ontology annotation, molecular function: transmembrane transporter activity. The coding region runs from base 197 to 1963 and encodes 588 amino acids. Lineage: Eukaryota; Metazoa; Arthropoda; Insecta; Diptera; Drosophilidae. Gene Ontology annotation, cellular component: membrane; plasma membrane. The record is from RefSeq and is marked reviewed. Gene Ontology annotation, biological process: transmembrane transport. The transcript has 9 exons.